Molecule: messenger RNA, 996 nt
Organism: Striga hermonthica
Lineage: Eukaryota; Viridiplantae; Streptophyta; Magnoliopsida; Lamiales; Orobanchaceae
Source: the annotation of a GenBank genome assembly
AGCAAUGCAAUAUUUUGAGCUCAAUGAAACCGACGGUCCAGAUCGUGUAAGGUAUGCAGCUUAUUAUCUCGAUGGAGAGGCCAAUGUAUGGUGGCAAUGGCUCACAAGGGUUUAUUGUAAGCGGCAACAAAUUAUCACUUGGGAUAUCUUUGAAAGAGAGUUGCUUGCACGGUUCGGUACAUUUGAUUACCAUAACUACAACGAGGCUCUCCCACGUAUAAGGCAAACAGGCAGCCUGCGCGAGUACAUCAGAGAGUUCGAAUGGUUGGCGUGCCGCGUGCGCGAUUGGCCCGAAGAUGCAUUAGUGGGAGCAUUUGUAGGAGGAUUGAAAUUUGACCUAGCUGCAGAGGUUCGGCUCGAGAAGCCCGACACCAUGCACGACGCGAUGGAGGUUGCCCGACGACAAGAAGAUCACCUGGUUGCGACGCGAAGGGGACGAGCGGAUGCUCGUUUCACAGAUACGCGGUGCACAGGCCCAAGCCAGGCGACGGCAAGCACACGGCCGAACGUCAGCGCUCGGCCAGCAGUGUCGGUAGUAAGGAGGCUAUCCCUCGAGGAAGUCAAACGCCAACGUGAGAAAGGCCUCUGCUUUAAGUGCGAAGAGAAGUUUACCCCAGGUCAUCAAUGCAAGCAGGCCUUUGUGAUUGAGGUGGCCAACCCCGACGAUGAGGAAGCUGAGGUCGAGGAGGAACCACAUCAGGAGGAUGAGAUUGAAGCAUUCAGUGAGGAGCCAGAGAUUUCGAUGCAUGCAAUGGCUGGAAUCAGAGGACCAAGGACGAUGCGACUACCAGCAUGGCCCUUUGAAGUUCGAGUGGCCAAUGGAGAGAGGCUACAAUGUACUGAGUCAUUCCGGAAGCUGCCAAUCAAGUUCAACGGAGUUACCGUUAAGGCUGACCUUUAUGCCUUACCCUUGGUUGGGCCGGAUGUGGUUCUGGGAGUACAGUGGCUCGAAGGGUUGGGCAAGGUGACUACCGACUAUCGAACGGGAAUUAUGAA